AUGGACUUCAUUCACAGUAGUGAGGUGUUGGUUAUUCAGUACCUUCAGAGCACCUGCAGGGACUACCAGGCUUUUUUUAGCUUUAUGUCAUCAGUGGGAGACCCACGCAACAUCCUGUCCUUUUACUUCCCCCUCUGUUUCCAGGUUAGCCAUGUUGUGGGGAUCAAGAUGCUUUGGGUGGCGGUGAUUGGUGACUGGUUCAAUCUCAUCUUCAAAUGGAUUUUGUUCGGACAUCGUCCUUAUUGGUGGGUGCAUGAAACCCAGUUUUAUCAGAACAAUUCACACCCUCAUCUGGAGCAGUUUCAUAUUACUUGUGAAACUGGACCAGGCAGUCCAUCUGGUCAUGCCAUGGGCUCUUCGAGUGUGUGGUAUGUCAUAGUAACAUCUGUGCUCCACCUAACUCAGCCUUCUAAAAGCGGCCCACGCCACUGGAAUCACAGGCUUUGGAUUACAUGGUCCCUCCUGUGGAUUGCAUUCUGGAUCAUUCAGAUUAUUGUUUGCAUCUCUAGGGUCUUUGUUGCCACACAUUUUCCUCACCAGGUCAUCCUUGGAGUUUUGGCAGGGGUUCUGGUCGCUGAAGCUUUUGAGCACCUCCCCUCCAUCCACACUGCCAACCUGAACGUGUACAUACAGACCAACCUAUUCCUGCUCUCCUUUGCCAGCGGCUUCUACCUGCUUCACAGAAUGGCCAACAUUGACCUGAUGUGGUCUGUCCCCAAGGCGAAGAAGUGGUGUGUAGACCCCGCGUGGAUCCACCUGGACAGCAGCCCCUUUGCUGGUCUUGUCCGAAACUCUGGGGCCCUACUAGGCCUUGGCCUGGCGCUCCACUCCCAGAUGUUCCUACAAAGCUGCAGAGGGAGGAACGGCCAAAGGGCCAGCUUCCGGCUGGUCUGCACAGGCGCCUCAUUAGGUGCUCUAAGGCUGUGCGAACUCAUGGAGGUGUCCAUGAAGACCGAGCUCCUGUUCCAUGCCUUCUCCUUCUGCAAAAGUGCUGUAGGCCCUCUUAGUGUGGUGGCCCUCGUGCCUUACUGCCUUCAUGUACUCACAGGAGUCAGGGAGAAUAAAUUGCAUUAG
Molecule: messenger RNA, 1074 nt
Organism: Scleropages formosus (Asian bonytongue)
Lineage: Eukaryota; Metazoa; Chordata; Actinopteri; Osteoglossiformes; Osteoglossidae
Product: glucose-6-phosphatase 2-like
Exons: 5
Coding region: 1-1074 (357 amino acids)
Biological process (GO): gluconeogenesis; glucose 6-phosphate metabolic process
Cellular component (GO): membrane
Molecular function (GO): glucose-6-phosphatase activity
Source: RefSeq, a predicted model, not a curated record